Ceraceosorus guamensis is the source of this 1629-nucleotide messenger RNA. RefSeq names its product BAR-domain-containing protein. Gene Ontology annotation, cellular component: mating projection tip; actin cortical patch; Rvs161p-Rvs167p complex. Lineage: Eukaryota; Fungi; Basidiomycota; Exobasidiomycetes; Ceraceosorales; Ceraceosoraceae. The transcript has 8 exons. Bases 180 to 1421 code for a protein of 413 amino acids. Gene Ontology annotation, biological process: plasma membrane tubulation; endocytosis; actin cortical patch localization. The record is from RefSeq and is a predicted model, not a curated record. Gene Ontology annotation, molecular function: lipid binding; protein binding.
GGUAUGCUGUGCUCGCGGGGAUUGGCUGUACAUGCAGCGAUUACGUCCUUCACAAGCUCCUUCCUCGAUCAUCACCACAGGUUCCACCAUUAUCGAUACCUCAAGCCGCCAUCAGCUUUGGUGUUGACAUCCUCUGAAGACUGAACCGCAUCAGCGCUGCUUUUGUGCCUCCUCCGAUCAUGAAGGGUGCAUUGAAGUUCGCAAAGCGCACGCCUCACCUGCUUCAGGGCAAGGUGGGGAUGGCUGCCAAAUCGCAUGAUGCCGCGUUCGACGAGCUGAAUAGGAAGUUUGGUCAGUUUGAGAAGAAUGCGGAUCAUUUGCACAAGGACGCCACAGCGAUGAAAGAUGGGGUCAAAAACAUGCUGUUGAGCGGUGCUGGUUUCGGAUCUGCCUUCGCGAACCUCUUCGCCAACGCGUCAAAUCGGUCGGCUUAUCCAAAGGCUGAACAGACCGCAGCGUACCUACCCAUUUACGAUGCGAUGAUGGAAGAGCUUCGCGAGACUCUGACUCCAGAAAUCGAGCUCAUUGAGAGUCGAAUCAUCAGUCCUGCCAACGAGUUCAUCGGGAUCUGCAAAGCCGUACGGAAGAACAUCACAAAGCGCGAUCACAAGCUCAUCGACUACGAUCGCCAUAAUAAUUCAUACACCAAGCUCAAAGACAAGAAGGACAAGACGCUGAAAGACGAACAAAACCUCUUCAAGGUGGAGCAGGACUUUGAGACCGCAGCAGCGGAUUACGAAUACUUCAACAACAACCUGAAAGAGGAGCUGCCGCGGUUCUUCGAAAUGGCGCAGCGCUUCAUCACGCCGAUCUUCCACAGCUUCUACUAUAUGCAGCUCAACGUCUACUACCUGACUCUGGACAAACUGCAAACAUUUGCUGACGGCAAGUACGACAUUGCAAAGACGUCCGGGAUCAGCAUUGAGGACACCUACGUGCAGCAACUUAAUGAUGCUGCCGAGCGGCUGGAGGCCUUGACAAUUCGCAAGCCGACUCCUCCAAGUGCUCGUGUUCUACAACAAGCGCGCAGCGGCUCCAGCCCCGCCUCGCCUCCCGCAUCUCGAUAUGCACCACCACCUAAGGCUGCUCCUACGCACAAUCGAGUCGCUUCAGCCUCGACUGCGUCUGCGGCUGCGCCUCCUGCGUACACCGCUGGGGCAUCGUCGGCUACCAGCAGCGCAGCAGCGGGCAAGCGAGCGCCUCCGCCUCCUCCUACCAAGCCCAAGCCUGGCGCAGCGCCUGGCGUGACGUACGUCACCGCACUUUACGAUUACACCGCGCAAGCCGAUGGCGACUUGAGCUUUUCGACUGGAGACAGGAUAGAGGUUGUCGAGCGUACAGCCUCCACAGAGGACUGGUGGACAGGCAAGGUGCAUGGGGUGCAGGGUGUCUUUCCAGGGAAUUACGUUCGAGAGGGGUGAGCUCCCUUGCUGCCUCGACCGCGAUGCGUCAAUUUCCAUUCUUCGUAACUCUGGACAGCUUGUUUGCAAGAAUUUUGCACGGACGCCCCCUUGUCGAUUGCGAAAGCUUUCCCAAUUCGAGACCUAUCUCCGUCUGGCUACGUCUGACAAGUGCUCGUAAUGAUGCUUGCACGUCUUUCGAAUUUUCGCGUUAGGUAGGCCCUGCGUA